GUAACAAUCGUAUAGGCAAUUUUAAAUUUAUCAAUGUUGAAUUAUUAUCAGAGCGAUCAGUUAGAUCUAGGCACGAUAUGAAAUGGUUAAAAAACGCUCGAGGUAAAUUAUGUUCUGUGGAAGAUUUGCUAAUUAAAAUUGGAAUGCAUGAACAUAUAUCCGUAUUUGUGUUAAAUGGUUAUGAAGAUCUAGAAUUGUUUAAAGAAAUUGAGCCAGCUGAUUUGGAUUACUUAGGAAUUAUUAAUCCUGAUCAUCGAGCCAAAAUUUUAUCGGCAGUUCAACUGCUACACGAUUUAGAUUCUGGCAGUGAAGGAGAUAUAGCUGGUUCAAGUAGUGAAGGGGACGAUCAUACACGAGGUUUGAACUUAGGCAUAACAGGCAAUUGUUCUCCGUUUGGAAGACGACAAUUUCCUCGAGAUUCAGGCUGUUAUGAUGCCUCAAUGAAAAGCACACGAAUACAACAGCAUGGGAAUGAUUCUGACACCAAUGAGAAAAACGUAUUCCCUGACAAUACCAAUAAUCUUGAUUCCAUCGUACAACAUUGCAGUAACGAAAUUCUUGCUCGUGUUAAACAAGCACAAAAUAUUGGGAACAAAAAAGAUGAUCAAGGAUAUCAUCCAAACAUUCCCCCACAAUCACCACUUACACCAAAUAUUGCUAAUUCACCAAGUACGGAAAAAUUGCCAUCGCGAGUAGCUUUUGAUACAUUUACACGUAAUCAAUUAAUGGAUCAACAUGCACGACGCAGUAAUUUAGCAAAUCGAUCGAGUGGACGCAAAGUUUCUUCGAGCAAUAUAACCGCAACACUUUUAGAAGAUUCAUGUGAAGCGGAUCAGAAAUUAACAAUGGUUAAAUAUGUUGUUGGUGGUAGCACUGAUUUAGGAUUAGGCUGUGAAAGUGGCAACACAGCAAGUUCACUUGGACGUGGUGGAUGUUUAAGUGAAAAAUCAAGUGAUUCUGGUGUGAGUAGCAGUUCAUUAUCAUCAACAAAUCCUAGACAACAAUCAAAUAAAAUUGAUAGCCCCACACGUACAUUUGUUUCAUCAAAUAAUUGUCGAGCAUCACCUACGAAAGCUGGUGAUAUGAAAUAAUUGAAAAUGUUAAUUUUUUCGAAGAUUUUU
Chrysoperla carnea is the source of this 1121-nucleotide messenger RNA. RefSeq names its product SAM and SH3 domain-containing protein 1-like. NCBI's taxonomy places the organism in Eukaryota, Metazoa, Arthropoda, Insecta, Neuroptera, Chrysopidae. The coding region runs from base 78 to 1091 and encodes 337 amino acids. The record is from RefSeq and is a predicted model, not a curated record. The transcript has 2 exons. Gene Ontology annotation, molecular function: protein binding.